Messenger RNA from Akanthomyces muscarius, 1737 nucleotides. RefSeq lists its product as uncharacterized. The transcript has a single exon. Gene Ontology annotation, biological process: membrane protein proteolysis. The coding region runs from base 1 to 1737 and encodes 578 amino acids. The record is from RefSeq and is a predicted model, not a curated record. NCBI's taxonomy places the organism in Eukaryota, Fungi, Ascomycota, Sordariomycetes, Hypocreales, Cordycipitaceae. Gene Ontology annotation, cellular component: membrane; cytoplasmic side of endoplasmic reticulum membrane; lumenal side of endoplasmic reticulum membrane. Gene Ontology annotation, molecular function: aspartic endopeptidase activity, intramembrane cleaving.
AUGGAUCCCAUCGGCGGGGGGAUCCUAGAUGGCCUCAACUCAACUUCCCACAACGCCACAUCGCGGCCCGAGACAUGGCUCGAGACCCUCCAAGACUUUGAUUUCCUGCUCCUCGAAGCCAAGCUAGUCCUCAGCGCGGCGAGCAUCAUCUAUGUCGGCGCCCACGCCGCGUUGCGGAGGCCGCCGUCCGCGGCGCUACCCAAGGACAAAAAGGCCCGGCGCAAGACGGAGGAGGAGGACAAGCUGGCGCAGGGUCUGGAAAUGUCAGACGCCAUUCUGUUUCCCGUCAUGGCCGGAAUUGUGCUCAUGGGCCUGUACUAUCUGAUCCAGUGGCUCAACGACCCAGCCAUCAUCAGCAAGAUUCUGCGGUGGUACAUGUCCAUUGUCUCGGUGGCGAGCUUAAUCACCCUCUACGCGCACGGCGUCGAUCUCGUUUCUGCUUUUGUCUUUCCAAAAUACUGGCGAGGUCUGGACGGCAAGCUGCGCAUGGCGGAUCAGAAGAGCCAGGCCGUCGUUGGAUGCGACAAUGUUGGAAACGCGAGCGAUGGCACGCCUGCGUCGAUUGGUAACCCCUUACCAGGUGCCUUUAGCUUGCUCGCCCCAACGGCGAAGUUGAGAAGGACAGUCUGGAACAUUAGGGGCAUAUUCAAGCGCGAAUGGCUGCUGCGAUUUUUCCUGCACGGUGUGGGCGAGGAAAAGGCGCACAUCAAGUUUGCAACAAUGAUGGCCUUGCCGCUGGCGGCUGCUACGGCUGUCUUAUACUUUACCACAACGUCGCCGUUUCUUUCCAACAUACUGGGCUACGGAAUGUGCUACUGCUCGUUCCUCGUCUUGUCGCCUACCGACUUGCUCAUCGGGUCACUUGUACUCUGGGGCCUUUUCUUUUACGACAUCUUCAUGGUCUUUUACACCCCAUACAUGGUCACGGUGGCAACUACCCUCGAGGUCCCGAUCAAGUUGCAAUUCAAGGCUGCUCACCGCCAGAGUAUCCUUGGCCUGGGCGACAUUGUCAUCCCUGGCAUGGUCAUCGCUUGGACUCUCCGUGCUGAUUUGUGGCUACACUACAAGCGUCUAGUCAAAUACGAGUCCACAGACCUGCAAAUCGUGGAAAAGGACGCGACGUCCGGCGAGCUGGUGACACGCAGCGAAACAAAGCACCGUGAGAUCAAGGCACCCUACUUGGAAGUCAAGGGGAACUGGGGCGACUGGUUUUGGACGCGCCGGCUCAUGUACUUGCGCGCGCCCAAGGAGGUCCCGCCUUCCGUGGCAGCGAGCAACUUCAAGAAGACGUACUUUUACGCGUCCAUGGUUGGCUACCUUCUGGGCAUGCUGGCGACGUUGGCGAUGCUUCUGGUGUUUAAGCGCGGCCAGCCAGCACUGUUGUAUCUUGUCCCAUGCGUGCUGGGUUCUAUCUAUCUGACAGCCAUCGUCCGUGGAGAGCUCAAGAGCCUAUGGAAGUACACGGAAGACGGUAGUCUCGAUACGGUGGAUGUCGUCGUCGACUUGGACGCGGAUGGAGUUCCGGUAAAGACGAUCGGCAAACUAGAGAAUGGAGUCGUGGACACGACGAAAAAGGAGAACAAGGACUCGACUGCGAACGCGAAGGGAUCCGGGUCAACUGACAACGCCAAAGAGAAGGGAGACGACAAGAAGACCGGCGAUAAAGACAAAAAGGAGCAGAAUCACCACGUCUUUCUAUUUUCGCUGGAGGCGCCUCCGGAUGAUAAAGAAGAAUAA